GGGACACACAGAGGUAUGGAGAGGGGGUGCAGGGGGGGGCCUAGAGAGGGCUGAAGAGCAGGGUGACCUUGGGGAGAGUUGAGGAGAGGAGCAGAAACAGAAAGGAGUAGAAAGGGGGCAGCAGAUGGGGACUUGUGGAUUGCAGAGCCACUCAGCCAUGUUGAGAGGGAAGCUACCGGGUCCCCCACACAGCCCCGGGCUGCCUUUGGCCCUGGCGCUUCUGGCCCUGGGGGCUGCGUGGGCUCAGGAGGGGUCAGAACCUGUCCUGCUGGAGGGUGAAUGCUUGGUGGUCUGUGAGCCUGGCCGAGCUGCUGCAGGGGGGCCUGGAGGAGCAGCCCUGGGAGAGGCGCCCCCCGGACGAGUGGCAUUUGCUGCAGUUCGAAGCCAUCACCAUGAGCCAGCAGGGGAGACCGGCAACGGCACCAGUGGGGCCAUCUACUUCGACCAGGUGCUGGUGAACGAGGGCGGCGGCUUUGACCGGGCCUCUGGCUCCUUCGUGGCCCCUGUCCGGGGUGUCUACAGCUUCCGGUUCCAUGUGGUAAAAGUGUACAACCGCCAAACCGUCCAGGUGAGCCUGAUGCUGAACACAUGGCCUGUCAUCUCAGCCUUUGCCAACGACCCUGAUGUGACCCGGGAGGCAGCCACCAGCUCUGUGCUACUGCCCUUGGACCCCGGGGACCGGGUGUCCCUGCGCCUGCGUCGGGGGAAUCUGCUGGGUGGCUGGAAAUACUCUAGCUUCUCUGGCUUCCUCAUCUUCCCCCUCUGAAGGCCCAGGCCUUUCAGGGAUGGGAAUCCAACCUCUGACCAUUGCCUUCUGCCCUCUCUUGCUCCAGAAAGAGCAUCUUUGGGGCAAGAGAGAGGCUCCCUCUGGCUGCCGGUAUCCCACCUCCUUGCAUGGGACCCUGUGUCAAACACCCAAGGUUAAUAGUAGAAAAGAGCAAGGCUAUGGCAUCUCUGAACCUGGCCCUUCCCACCCACCCCUAGUUGCCCUCCCAGCUACCUGCUGCAUCUCUUCAUCCCUGCAGCCCCCAAUCAGGGCAACGUUUGGCAGAUAGGGAGGCCUAUACUACUUUGCAAUCUCUGCUCCUCCUGUUCCCCUACCCCAGCUUCCUGCUCCGUGCCAUUUGGGGACAGGUGGCACAGGUGAGCCUGACAGGCCCCCACAGGGGCCCAGAUGGACUAGCCUUAGCAUACUCUGCAGGCUUCUUCCUGUGAGGAGUGCCAGCAUCACAGAUCUCCAGAUCUCUGCCAGCAUCAUCAGAAACUGAACCAGCACCGUAUGGGCUAGGGCGGGAGGCUCAGCCACAAGCAGAAGUUUAGGGAGGGCCACAGAGCAGCCUGAGUCUAGGGCUGGUGAGGCAGGAAGGGGGAUGUGCCUAGCCUGAACAUGUAAACAUUUCGCAUGUGUAGAGGGGCA
Messenger RNA from Lemur catta (Ring-tailed lemur), 1417 nucleotides. RefSeq names its product cerebellin 3 precursor (gene CBLN3). NCBI's taxonomy places the organism in Eukaryota, Metazoa, Chordata, Mammalia, Primates, Lemuridae. The coding region runs from base 125 to 766 and encodes 213 amino acids. The record is from RefSeq and is a predicted model, not a curated record. Gene Ontology annotation, molecular function: protein binding. The transcript is spliced from 3 exons.